Messenger RNA from Helobdella robusta, 723 nucleotides. RefSeq lists its product as hypothetical. The coding region runs from base 1 to 723 and encodes 240 amino acids. Gene Ontology annotation, molecular function: catalytic activity. The record is from RefSeq and is a predicted model, not a curated record. NCBI's taxonomy places the organism in Eukaryota, Metazoa, Annelida, Clitellata, Rhynchobdellida, Glossiphoniidae. The transcript has a single exon.
AUGCUUAACAAUGUUAAAAUAGGACUAGGGCUUUUGAAUAUUAGGUCAAUUUUGUCGAAAUAUGAUAACGUGUAUGAGGUAAUUUGCGAUGGUUUGGAUAUCUUAGUUUUGACUGAAACAUGGCAUGGGUCUAGUAAUGAAAUUGCUGUUAGGCGGACAAUGCCACCAGGUUAUAAUUUUGUGGAUUUUGUCAGACCUCAUGAUCCAUUUCAUGGUGGAUUAAUAAUUUAUUUUAAAAGAUGUUUUAAUUUUAAACUCAUCAGAUUACCUGUGUUAAAGACUUUUGAGACAUUAGACAUUAAAUUAAAAAUAAAUGGAACUCAUAUUGUUUUAUUGGCUGUUUAUAGACCAGGAUCGGCUUUAAUUUCAUCUUUAUUCUUUCAGGAACUUGUUGCUGUUUUAGAGAUACUAUCCUUGCUUAGUAACAAUGUUGUCUUAGCUGGUGAUUUUAAUGUGCAUGUAGAGAAACACAUGGAUCCUCACAGUGUGUCAUUAUGUGAGAUUUUUGGUAAUUUUAAUCUUGUUAAUAGAAUAAAUGAACCAACGCAUGAAUUAGGAGGUGUGUUAGACCUGAUUAUCACUUCUAUGUCUUUUCCAGUUUUCGAUAUUAGAGUUCUGCCUCCGGGAGUUUUCUCUGAUCAUGGUUUGGUUCAGGCAUGUUUAUCAAUUGAUCAAGUUAUAAGAAUGAAAAAGAAAGGAUGGUUCGAUCUUGGAAAAACAUGA